CUUACCGACACUUUUAGGCGUCGGUCAGCUUGUGAGGGGUAGGUAGGGAUUAGCCAGAAGUAGACAGAGAAGGAUUACCUUAGUCUGGCGUUUCCUCAUAUUCUAAAAAACAUAUAAGUCUUCCAGGAUGUCCUCUAACCUGGUAGUAUAGUCCCUUCUUGUUAUCCAUUAAGUCAAAGCCUAUACUUUUCAAGCCAAAGCAAAAUGGACACCCACAACGAGAGAGUUCAUCAAGUCUCACAAAAAGUUAAAGCCUUUUACGAAACCAAACAACCCUUCUCCAUCUACCAUGGCUCAACAAACAGCACGCGAGCCUCAAACAAGACAAAACAUAACACCGUCGACAUCAGCCAUCUGAACAAAGUGCCCGCUGUAAACCGAGAAACGAAGACUGUCAUUGUCGAACCAAAUGUCCCUAUGGACGUUCUCGUUGGCGCAACCCUACCUCAUGGUCUUAUCCCACCAGUCGUGAUGGAGUUCCCGGGUAUAACAGCUGGAGGUGGAUACUCGGGGACAUCGGGUGAAAGCAGCUCGUAUGAAUAUGGAUUCUUUGAGAGGACGGUGAAUUGGGUUGAGAUUAUUCUCGGGAAUGGGGAGGUAGUGCGUGCUUCGGCUGAUGAGAAUGAGGAUUUGUUUUAUGGUGCUGGCUCCUGUUUUGGGACGUUGGGAAUAACCACUUUACUGGAGAUCAGACUUAUUGAAGUCCCGCCUAGCCCCGUUGUGGAACUGACGUACUUUCCUUUUUCAAAUGGUGUGCAACAGGGGGUCAAGCUCAUUCAGGACCUCAGCUCAAACAGUUCAUACAAAUACAUCGAUGGCAUCGUCUUCAGCAAAACCGCCGGCGUUAUCUGCGCUGGAAAAAUAUCAUCAGCCGAGAAAACCCCCUAUCAACUUCGGACAUUCAGCCGUCCAACAGAUCCCUGGUUCUACAUGCGUGUUGAAGCCGCCGCUCGCGCUUCAAACUGGGGCCAGGAAAGCCCAAUCACAGACGCCGUCCCGCUUGUCGAUUACUUCUUCCGGUAUGAUCGUGGCGGAUUCUGGGUUGGUAAAUACGCGUUCGAGUACCUCCUCCUCCCGCAGACAAAGUUUAUGAGAUGGGUAAUGGACGGGAUAACGCAUACACGAACACUUUACCACGCUACACAUAAGAGUGGUUUAUUUCGUGAAUAUACCAUCCAGGACGUUGCAGUUCCGUAUGCAGGCGCGAGGGAUCUGAUGGAAUUUGUGGAUUCAUCGUUUGGGCAGUAUCCUAUCUGGCUGUGUCCUGUGCGGCAGACGUUCCCGAAUACACCAGCCCAGGUGGAGCAGCAACAAGUAAAGAUGCUCUCUGAACGAGACAAUAUCCAGGAAAAGCUGCUUAACUUCGGCAUCUGGGGUCCCGGCCCCAAAGGCAAAGGACCCUUCCUCACCUUCAAUCGUAGCCUUGAGAGUCUCGUUCACAAGCUAGGUGGUAAGAAGUGGUUAUAUGCGCGGACGUACUACACAGAAGAGGAAUUCUGGAAAAUCUACGAUAAGGAGAAGUUGGAUUCGCUGAGGGAGAAAUAUCAUGCGACUAAUUUGCCGGAUAUAUAUCAGAAGGUGAAGCCGAUGGUGGAGGAUAGUGUGGGAGGAAGUGGGAGUGAAAGUGCGAGUUUAGGCAAGGGAAGAAAGUCUUGGGGGGAGUGGUUGGCAGAGAGGGUUUGGCAUCAGUGGCCUUUGGGUGGGUUGUAUGGGCUUUAUCAUUUAUUGUGGAAUAGGGAUUAUUUGUUGCAAUAGACAGGUCUUUCAUAGAAACUUUAAGCCAUUAAUUUAUUUCAUUCUCAACAGCAGGCAA
Molecule: messenger RNA, 1813 nt
Organism: Aspergillus piperis CBS 112811
Lineage: Eukaryota; Fungi; Ascomycota; Eurotiomycetes; Eurotiales; Aspergillaceae
Product: FAD-binding oxidoreductase
Exons: 1
Coding region: 205-1755 (516 amino acids)
Biological process (GO): steroid metabolic process
Cellular component (GO): cytoplasm; membrane
Molecular function (GO): Delta24(24-1) sterol reductase activity; FAD binding
Source: RefSeq, a predicted model, not a curated record